AUGGCAGGCAAUGGCAUUCUGGACGAGAUCUACAAGAUCCCUCCGGUGACGCGCUUUCUAUGUGGCUCAUCACUUGCGGUGUCUCUACCGGCGAUGCUUAAAGUUGUGCAUCCAUAUGUACUCGUUUUUGUCAAGGACCUUGUCGUGAAGAAAUUCCAGAUUUGGAGAAUAUGGACCAGUUUCUUCCUCGGAGGCGGCGGCAUCAAUUAUAUAUUCGAGCUUGUGAUGCUUUAUCGCAACGCCAACAUGCUUGAAUCAGAGUACUUCCCAGGCCGGUCCGACGACCUCGCUUGGCAACUGCUCGUUGCAUCUGCUGCUAUCAUCGGAUUAAAUCUCCCACUGGGCUCUUUUGUGCAUAAUCGUCCUCUAACACUCUGCCUCACCUACCUGUCCUCCGCUCUCGCGCCGCCGGGGGCGCAGACGUCACUCUUUGGUUUGAUCACCCUACCUGUCGCGUACUUCCCUUAUGCUCUGAUCGCGUUGGAUCUCUUGAUGGGUGGCCCUGCCGCAGCGGCGCAGAGCGUAACAGGUGCCGUUGUCGGUCACCUGUGGUAUAUGGGAGUCUAUGGGGAUGACGGUAGGGGGAUCCCUGCCAUUCGAGCGUAUGCACAGGCUCCCGGGUUCAUUCGCGCGCUCGUCGGUACCGGACCACGACAAAUGGGAACCAGUGGCGUUCAUGUACAGGCCCCGCGACAGCGGGCGGGUGGUUCUACCACAGCCGGUCGUUCAACAGGGUACAACUGGGGCUCGAGCGGACAUAGACUUGGCUCGGAUUGA
Messenger RNA from Peniophora sp. CBMAI 1063, 777 nucleotides. NCBI's taxonomy places the organism in Eukaryota, Fungi, Basidiomycota, Agaricomycetes, Russulales, Peniophoraceae. The record is from the annotation of a GenBank genome assembly.